AGGGGCUGGAGCGGAUUCGAGAUCGCUCAGACGCCGCGCUGGGUGGGGAUUGGUCCACGCGCCCCUGCUUCAGCUUCUCGCAGUUCGCGGCCGCCGCUCGCCGCACACCUGUUCGCUCAGCCCACCCGGCGGCGCGGGGAUUCUCUGCAGUGCUUCCUCCCGCCUGCCGGUCCGCAGGGCGGGGAGAAGGGUUGAGCCGUCCCGCCUCCGGCUCCCAACGGGAACCCAAGUCUCACUACUGAGCCGUCGCAGGGCGAGAUGAGCGCGGACGCGGCGGCCGGGGCGCCUCUACCCCGGCUCUGCUGUCUGGAGAAGGGCCCGAACGGCUACGGCUUCCACUUGCACGGGGAGAAGGGCAAGGUGGGCCAGUUCAUCAGGCUUGUGGAGCCCGGUUCGCCAGCCGAGAAGGCGGGGCUGCUGGCCGGAGACCGGCUGGUGGAGGUGAACGGCGAGAACGUAGAGAAGGAGACCCACCAACAGGUGGUGAGCCGCAUCCGCGCGGCGCUCAACGCCGUGCGCCUGCUGGUGGUCGACCCCGAGACCGACGAGCGGCUGCAGAAGCUGGGUGUCCAGGUCCGGGAGGAGCUGCUGCACGCCCAGGACGGGCCCGGGCAGGCCGAGCCGCCGGCCGCCACCGAGGCGCAGGGGGCUGGUGGCGAACAUGAGCCGCAGGCCGCCGCGCCGGAGCCGCACGAAACCGAAAAGAGCCGUCCGGAGCGGGUGACCACAGAAUCGGAUUCCCCCAGAUGGUGA
Leptonychotes weddellii (Weddell seal) is the source of this 753-nucleotide messenger RNA. NCBI's taxonomy places the organism in Eukaryota, Metazoa, Chordata, Mammalia, Carnivora, Phocidae. The record is from RefSeq and is a predicted model, not a curated record.